Messenger RNA from Haliaeetus leucocephalus (bald eagle), 1368 nucleotides. It is a transcript of the gene CLP1, whose product is annotated as cleavage and polyadenylation factor I subunit 1. Lineage: Eukaryota; Metazoa; Chordata; Aves; Accipitriformes; Accipitridae. The record is from RefSeq and is a predicted model, not a curated record. Gene Ontology annotation, biological process: tRNA splicing, via endonucleolytic cleavage and ligation. The transcript is spliced from 2 exons. Gene Ontology annotation, cellular component: mRNA cleavage factor complex; nucleus. Gene Ontology annotation, molecular function: polynucleotide 5'-hydroxyl-kinase activity. The coding region runs from base 34 to 1311 and encodes 425 amino acids.
CCGCAGCAGGCAGGCGAGGCCCGGUGGCGCGUCAUGGCGGACGACGGCGGGGAGGAGAAGAAGCAGGUGGCCAAGUUCGAGCUGGAGCGGGAGACGGAGCUGCGCUUCGAGGUGGAGGCCUCGCAGAUGGUACAGCUGGAGCUGCUCACUGGCAUGGCCGAGGUCUUUGGCACCGAGCUCACCCGCAACAAGAAGUUCACCUUUGACGCCGGCGCUAAGGUGGCCGUCUUCACCUGGCACGGCUGCACCGUCCAGCUCAGCGGCCGCACCGAGGUGGCCUACGUCUCCAAGGACACCCCCAUGCUGCUCUACCUCAACACCCACACAGCCCUGGAGCAGAUGCGGCGGCAGGCGGAGCGGGAGGAUGAGAGGGGGCCCCGCGUCAUGGUGGUGGGACCCACUGACGUGGGUAAGUCGACCGUGUGCCGCUUGCUGCUGAACUACGCCGUGCGCCUGGGGCGCCGGCCCACCUUCGUGGAGCUGGAUGUGGGCCAGGGCUCCGUCUCCAUCCCCGGCACCAUGGGUGCUCUCUACAUUGAGCGGCCGGCCGAUGUGGAGGAGGGCUUCUCCCUCCAGGCCCCGCUCGUCUACCACUUCGGCUCCACCACGCCCGGCACCAACAUCAAGCUCUACAACAAGAUCACAUCCCGCCUGGCCGACGUCUUCAACCAGCGCUGCGAAGUGAACCGCCGCGCCUCGGUGAGUGGCUGUGUCAUCAACACCUGUGGCUGGGUGAAGGGCUCAGGUUACCAGGCGCUGGUGCACGCCGCCUCCGCCUUCGAGGUGGAUGUGGUGGUGGUGCUGGACCAGGAGCGGCUGUACAACGAGUUGAAGAGGGACCUGCCCCACUUUGUGCGCACCGUCCUGCUCCCCAAGUCCGGCGGGGUGGUGGAGCGCUCCAAGGACUUCCGGCGGGAGUGCCGAGACGACCGCAUCCGCGAGUAUUUCUACGGCUUCCGGGGCUGCUUCUACCCUCACGCCUUCGACGUCAAGUUCUCCGACGUCAAGAUCUACAAGGUGGGGGCUCCCACCAUCCCGGACUCCUGCCUGCCCCUGGGCAUGUCGCAGGAGGACAACCAGCUGAAGCUGGUGCCGGUGACACCGGGGCGGGACAUGGUGCACCACCUGCUGAGCGUCAGCACUGCCGACAGCCCUGACGACAACAUCUCCGAGACCAGCGUGGCCGGCUUCAUCGUCGUCACUGGCAUCGACCUGGAGCGCCAGGUCUUCACCGUCCUCUCUCCCGCCCCUCGGCCCCUGCCCAAGAACUUCCUCCUCAUCAUGGACAUCCGCUUCAUGGACCUCAAAUAGAGGAGGAGCUGGAGCCAGGCAUCCUCGGCAGCAGCGGCGGGCAGCUGCCCGCGCCCC